This is a messenger RNA of Diabrotica virgifera virgifera (western corn rootworm), 690 nucleotides long. RefSeq lists its product as uncharacterized. The transcript has 2 exons. NCBI's taxonomy places the organism in Eukaryota, Metazoa, Arthropoda, Insecta, Coleoptera, Chrysomelidae. The record is from RefSeq and is a predicted model, not a curated record. The coding region runs from base 170 to 511 and encodes 113 amino acids.
UAGAAAAGUAUUCAACAUUGAAGCAAAGUAAUUAAAAGCAAAUUAAAAUAAUCUUUCAUUAAUGUUUAUAUCGAUAAAAGAUUAAAUUUUGUGUUAUCAGUAUACCUUAAAUAAAAAACCUAAUUGCUAUAAAAAUAAAAUAAAGUGAAAUGAAAACAUUUAGUACAUAAUGCAGAGUACCAGUGGCGGCGGAGGAAAUCUUAAUCCACAAAAUGUGUACUCAAAUGUUCCAAAUAAUUUAGCCACACCAACACAUUUUGCAAAUAAUUAUCCUAUUAUACCUGAUCAGACAAAUAUAGAAGUAGAGCCAAUAUGGAAUCAAACCCAACACGUGCAGUACCAGAUUAUGCCGUACCAGCCUAUGCAGUACCAGCCUAUGCAGUUCCAGCCCAUGCAUCACCAGCCAAUGCAGCAUCAAUCAAUACAAAACCAGCAGAUACAAUGCACUCAAAUUCUUUUUCAUGAUGUUGAUGAUGUGGCCGAAGGCAGCUGUUUUUAUAUGGACGUAUAGAAGAAUUCCAAAGAUAGCAUGGGUUAAUAACUGAAAAUGAAGUUAAAACAAAUAGAACUGCAAUAUUUAUUACAUGUAUCCUAGGUAAUAUAAAUCAUAGUAAAGACAAAAUAAGUGUUUGAACAAUACUUAUAGUAGGGGAGGAAAGUAUGCUAAAUGUGCAGUCACUCUAUCGCUUU